This is a messenger RNA of Colias croceus (clouded yellow), 2309 nucleotides long. Its product is annotated as GTP-binding protein Rhes. The transcript has 4 exons. The record is from RefSeq and is a predicted model, not a curated record. Gene Ontology annotation, molecular function: GTP binding; GTPase activity. Lineage: Eukaryota; Metazoa; Arthropoda; Insecta; Lepidoptera; Pieridae. The coding region runs from base 155 to 1372 and encodes 405 amino acids.
UCGAACAUAAGUAUUACGUACCUAUUGAUCCAGAAUAUAUACCUUGUUGAGUCUUGAAUUACGUGAAUAUAAAAGUGAAGAAGUUGAUCAAAUAUGAUAUUCAGUGCCAAGUGAAAAACAGAAAAUGCAACCGUGACAGUGCUAAAAUGAAAACAUGUUGAACGGGACAACAGACCGCGGGACGCUAUCCCUCCAAUCCUCUCCAUCCAAGGUGUCACCUUCUGGAGUGAAAGCGACGUCCAGUCCAGUGAAAGCAUCGCCGAGCCCUGUAAGAGCGUCACCAAGCCCUGUUAGGGCGCCUACUUCUCCUUUAAAGUCGUCUUUAUCGCCUGGUGGAAGACAAAGGUCGCCGAGGAAAUGUCAAUUCGCGGCGCCAGCUGAAGAUUCCAGGGAUAAAUGUGGGACAUCGUGGUUGUGUCGACGGGGUGCUGGAGUGGACGCUGGGGAUACUACCGUAGAAUCUCCUGGACCUAGCACACCGAUACCGCAGAGCUGUGAAGAGGCAGCCCCUCCGCCUAAGAACUGCUUCAGACUUGUUAUGUUAGGGUCAGCUCGGGUUGGCAAGACGUCGCUCGUGUCUCGGUUCUUAGGUACCAAGUUUGAGGACUGCUACACGCCUACAAUAGAGGACUUUCAUCGCAAGCUUUAUAGAAUACGAGGUGAAGUGUACCAGCUGGAUCUGCUUGAUACAUCUGGGAACCAUCCAUUCCCUGCUAUGCGACGGCUAUCUUUUUUAACAGGUGACUUAUUCGUCCUAGUAUUCGCGAUGGACUGUCGCGAAUCCUUCGAAGAAGUCAUCCGUCUCCGCGAGCAGAUCCUAGAAACCAAGGCUAGUGCAAGCAGUGGGAGCAGCCGGGGUCGUAGACAAGCUCCAAGAGUGCCCAUGGCGAUCGCUGGCAAUAAAUGUGAUAAGGAAUUGAAAUCCGUACAAGCAGAAGAAGCAACCGCAUACUGCGCAACCCAGGACUCAGCAUGCGUUUUCAUGGAGACAUCUGCAAAGAAAAAUUUUCACGUAGAAGACUUAUUCUAUGAACUGUUCGUAGUAGCUAAUUUACCUUUAGAAAUGGCUCCCAAUCACCAUAAAAGAGUGAGCGCUGCAUUCGGCAGUCCUUGCACCUUACCCCCUACCAGUAGCCAAAGUAGUAGGAGUAAGAAAUGUACGUUAUCUAUAAAAAGAAGACUAUCAGAUGCUUGUGGCGUGGUAGCACCUAAUGUUAGACGACCAAGUAUUCGUACUGAUUUGAUGAUAAUGCGAACCAAAACGUGUGCCAAAGGUGAAGGCGAUAAUGUCGGAGGUAGUCCUAAGCUCAAUUUGAACAGACUAGUCAGAUCAAACGCGCAAAACGAUAAGCGAUCCUGUACUAUACAGUAAAAUAAGCGAAAAGAUAACGCGUAAUUCAAAUAGUAAUGUCUUACUUAAGAAAGGUGCUACCGCUGAAAUAAAAAGUCUCUUGUGUAAGACAACUUUUGUGACCCCAUUUGUAGAAAUAGACGGAAUAUUCGAUAAAGUUAAUCGAAUAAAUUUACAUAAUUCUCCGAGUUUUCUUCGAAGCAUUUACGCAAAUUACAAAACAUUUAAUUAAACAUUAAUGUCGAUGGAAUUAAAUGUUGGUUACAGUACAAUUAAGGUGUUGUUACGAUAUUAAAUUGUGAGGACGUAAGUUUACGUUCGACAAUUAUUUUUAUUGUUGCUUCGUUUGUGAGAUGAUGUUUAGUAUCGUUGAGGAGCUUUGAUUGUAAAAUAUGUAUUUCGUGGUUAUCGUGUGAGGUUAGAGCUGUAUUCUCGCUUUUACUUCGUUUUAUUUCCACUUGCAAAUGAAACUAAUUUUUGGAAUUCAGAAUAGUUAUUGGAAGGGACCAAAAUUGUUCUUGCGUGAAAAGUUUAACUUGAUUAACCUCUUUGGUCAUAUCAAAAUUUAUAUCGCUAGGCAAAAUGCUAAUAAACUUUUAAAAUGUUAAAGCUGGAUUGUCUUAAUAAUAAUACUUUUUAAAAGAGCUGGCAAUUCUAAUAUUAUGAACUUGAAUCUUCAAUUAUGUUUUGACUUCUAUAUUUGGGACUAUACAAUGUUACUGUUUGAAAAUAUUAAUGCUAUGAGAUACUAUUAAGAUAUAAGAUAUAUUUCUGAGGAAAUUAAAAGCUGAUUAAUGAUUAUAUUUUAGCAUCUGCAUUCCUAAAAUUAUUGGAAAAAUUGCGCGUUUUAACCAAUGAAAAUUUUUACAUCUUAACAUCAUAUUUAAAGAAAAACAUGCCAAAAGUAAACACUAAGAAAUUCUCUUCCGGGCAAAUACUUACGAAUACGGAUGUAUCU